Messenger RNA from Danio rerio (zebrafish), 1378 nucleotides. It is a transcript of the gene mrpl44, whose product is annotated as mitochondrial ribosomal protein L44. Gene Ontology annotation, cellular component: mitochondrion; mitochondrial matrix. The record is from RefSeq and is marked validated. Gene Ontology annotation, molecular function: ribonuclease III activity; double-stranded RNA binding. Lineage: Eukaryota; Metazoa; Chordata; Actinopteri; Cypriniformes; Danionidae. Gene Ontology annotation, biological process: RNA processing.
GGAGACGGCGCUGUGGACAGUUUGCCCCCGGGUUUCAGUCGCUCGUUCGCGGAAUGCGCAGUGUGUGAGGUCGCAGCUGUCAUGGCGGCGUGCAGGGCGCUCGUGAGUCGUGCCGUUUUGCCUUUGCAUUAUCAUCAUGUGUGCAGAGGAGUGAUGCUCACCCAAAUCAGAGAGAAGAAGAGAUGGAUGAAGGCCUACAUGUUCGUCAUGCGCAAGAAGUUGAAGCUGGAGGGACCUCCAGCUCCAAAGCCACGCUCUGAACAGCCGAACUUUGAUUACCAUGCUGAGGUGGAAGCUUUCGGAGUCCGUCUGCAGGAGAGUUUCUCUGUGGAUUUGCUGAAGACGGCGUUUGUGAAUUCCUGUUACCUACGCUCUGAGGUGGAGAGGAGGAAAGCGCUGGGUUUGGAUUCAGAGUCCGCCAUCCUUAACCUGAAAGACAACACUGAGCUGCGUGAUCACGGUCAACACUUCACUACGGGUUUCCUGAGUGACUGGUGCAAAAACAGCUUUCCUAAUCUUCCUGAUGAGGGCGUGGCAGCCAUUGCAGGUCACCUGACCGGGUCAGAGGUCAUAUGUCACGUGGCACGAAACCUGGCUGUGGAGGAGCUGACGAUGAGUGCAGAGUUUCCUGUGCCGGACCACAUCCUGCAGGGAACGUUCUUCGCUGUAAUUGGUGCUCUGGAGCAGAGCAGCGGGCCUGUGCGAGCCGGCCUUUUCAUCAGGGAUUUCCUCGUAACUCAGCUGAUAGGCAAAGAUCUGUUUGACAUGUGGAAAGUGGUGGAUCCCAUGGGGCUCCUGGUGGAAGAACUGACCCGUAAAGGUGUAGCUCUACCUGAGCCCCGUCUCAUCCGCUCUGCUGGAGCCAGCACUGUCCUCCCUUUGUAUUUUGUUGGCCUUUACAGUGACCGUAAGCUGUUGGCUCAGGGUCCAGGCGAGACUGUCCUCAUAGCUGAAGAAGAAGCGGCUCGAGUGGCUUUGAGGAAACUCUACGGCUUCACAGAGAACCGCAGGCCAUUUGACUUCACUGCACCCCGAGACCAGCUUCAGAAGCCCAGCACACAGGCUCUCACCAGCGGAUGAAUGACACUGUAUCAUGACUUAAAGAGCAUAUUCCAGUGGGACACGUUUUGGAGAGCUAAAGUACAUGCAUUCAUCUGCUGUAUGUUGGGUGUUGCUGUCAGGUCACUAGAGGCCUGCGUAACAUGCCUGAGAGACUCUUAAUGUACCACUGACUGACAGUAAAAACAUCAUAUACAUCUGCCUUAAGAGCAUUCAUCUAUUAUGCAGAUGCAGAUUCUUUAUAUUUCAUCUGUUGUUGAUUAACAACUGUUGUAUAUAAAUGUUACGCUUUGGCUGAUAAUAAAGGUUCUGAACCGAA